Molecule: messenger RNA, 299 nt
Organism: Dentiscutata erythropus
Lineage: Eukaryota; Fungi; Glomeromycota; Glomeromycetes; Diversisporales; Gigasporaceae
Source: the annotation of a GenBank genome assembly
AAUAGCAUAUUGAAUCUACCUGAUUCUGAAUUAAAUGUAUCAAAUGCAUGUACACAGCUGACGCAAAUUUCACAACAACGAUAUGCACUUAGAAAUACUGUUUGUACUCUUAAUAACGAUAACAUUUAUGUUAAAGAAAAUAUUAGCGGUUCACUUAACAAAGAUGAUAAUGCGGAUGAUGAUAAUAAUACAUCUGAUGGAUCAUUCACAAAUGAAAGUAAUGUCAAGCGCAAGUAUGCAUGUAAAGGAUGUGGUGGAUAUGGACAUAAUAUCCGAAAGUGUAAAUAUAAUGAUAAAGA